AUGGCCAGUUGGGUUGUAUCAGAAUGUAGUUUAAGACCCUUCACUGCCGUCAAAAUCCACCAUAAACCUAGACCUUCAUUACCUUCAAACACCAUUAAUGCUUUCAAGUUCAAACCUUUACCAUGUUCUGCAUUCAAGGUCCCAACUUUAUGGUCUAAAGGUAGAAACUUGGGGGGAUUGGGGCUGUUGAAUGUGAGUGCUCCAUUGAAAGUGACAAUAACUAGUGAAGAAGAUAAAGGUAAAGAAGAGAGCACCACUGAUGGGGUUAAUAAUGGUGAGUUUGACCCUGGUGCAGCACCUCCUUUUAAGUUGUCUGAUAUUAAAGCUGCAAUACCAAAACAUUGUUGGGUUAAAGAUCCAUGGAGAUCUAUGAGUUAUGUUGUGAGAGAUGUUGUUGUUGUGUUUGGAUUGGCUGCUGUUGCUGCUUAUUUCAAUAACUGGUUUGUUUGGCCACUUUAUUGGAUUGCUCAAGGAACCAUGUUUUGGGCACUUUUUGUUCUUGGUCAUGACUGUGGACAUGGUAGUUUUUCCAAUAAUCCAGCUUUGAAUAGUGUUGCAGGUCAUCUUCUUCAUUCUUCAAUCCUUGUUCCAUACCAUGGAUGGAGAAUUAGCCAUAGAACUCAUCACCAGAAUCAUGGGCACAUCGAAAAUGACGAGUCAUGGCAUCCGUUGUCUGAGAAAAUUUACAAGAGUUUGGACAAUGCAACAAGAUUAUUGAGGUUCACCUUGCCUUUCCCUAUGCUUGCUUAUCCUAUCUAUCUGUGGAGUCGAAGUCCCGGAAAAAAGGGUUCACAUUUCCAUCCGGACAGUGAUUUAUUUGUCCCAAAUGAAAGGAAAGAUAUAAUCACCUCAACUGCUUGUUGGACGGCAAUGGUUGGCUUGCUUGCAUAUUUGUCUUUUGCAAUGGGACCAAUGCCAUUGCUUAAACUCUACGGCAUCCCUUAUGCGAUAUUUGUGAUGUGGUUGGAUUUGGUGACAUACCUACAUCACCAUGGUCAUGACGAGAAGCUUCCAUGGUAUCGAGGAAAGGAGUGGAGUUACCUGAGAGGAGGGCUGACGACGCUUGAUCGGGAUUAUGGAUGGAUUAACAACAUCCACCACGAUAUCGGAACUCAUGUUAUACAUCAUCUCUUCCCUCAAAUCCCACAUUAUCACUUGAUUGAAGCUACCGAAGCAGCAAAGCCAGUGCUCGGGAAAUACUACAGGGAGCCAAAGAAAUCUGGGCCUUUACCAUUUUAUUUACUCGGGAUACUCAUAAAAAGCAUGAGAAAGGAUCAUUAUGUGAGUGACAUUGGUGAUGUCGUGUACUAUCAAACAGAUCCUCAACUAUAUGGAACUAACAAAUCAGAUUGA
This is a messenger RNA of Gossypium raimondii (Peruvian cotton), 1353 nucleotides long. Its product is annotated as omega-3 fatty acid desaturase, chloroplastic-like. Lineage: Eukaryota; Viridiplantae; Streptophyta; Magnoliopsida; Malvales; Malvaceae. The coding region runs from base 1 to 1353 and encodes 450 amino acids. Gene Ontology annotation, molecular function: oxidoreductase activity, acting on paired donors, with oxidation of a pair of donors resulting in the reduction of molecular oxygen to two molecules of water. The transcript is spliced from 8 exons. Gene Ontology annotation, biological process: lipid metabolic process. The record is from RefSeq and is marked provisional.